Molecule: messenger RNA, 1857 nt
Organism: Moneuplotes crassus
Lineage: Eukaryota; Ciliophora; Spirotrichea; Euplotida; Euplotidae
Source: the annotation of a GenBank genome assembly
AUAAAGCUAAAAUCAAUGAAAUUCGCCAUAUUUUUGUUAAUAAUUGCAAUUCUAGUGAGAGGAUGCCAGGGAUAUAACCCUCAGAAAGACUCUUACUAUGGGAUUGUGAUGGACAAGCUCCAAGGAGCUGCAUGAACAACAUGUAAGAUGACAAUGAGCGCUACCACUAACCUUUCAAUGAAUUCCUUGAGUAUAAAAUUGCUCAAGGAUUCUUUAUAUUUGAUGUGAUCUAUGACCAACCUAAACUCAGUUGAGUGAUCAGGGAUCCUUGAAGCUUACAUUGAAAUGUUUUUUGAAUAUAUUCAAAGAAAGGUAGCCACGAGCGACUAUCUUUGAGAGGUUGCUUUUGAAGUCUGCAAUCCUAACACAUAUUCUGUCCUGAAAAUAGAGGAUUAUGCUGAUAGGGUUUUAGGUGAAUCUUAUUUCACCAAUGAUUAUAUUGAUAUGCUUUAUGAUGAGAUUGAGGAAGCCCAUAGCCUAGGGAAAGAAAGAGAGACCAUGCUAAUCUACCAAUUCACAGACAUUCAUCUAACUCUAGACUAUGCUGAAGGAUACAGUAAUGUCUGCGAUGAGAUAUCUUGAUGUAAAGUAUCAUCUGGAGUACCAUCAGAUCCUCAUCACAGAGCUGGAAAAUGGGGUGAUUACAACUGUGAUGCAAACCCAAGAAUUCUUGAUCAGAUUAAAUACUCCGUCGCCGAAAUUGGAGAGCCUGACAUGAUUCUUUGGACUGGUGAUUCCAAUGAUCAUACCCUGUCAGACCACGAAAGAGAUACUACAGAAGCUUCGAAAUAUGUUACAAAAUUUUUAUUAAAAACAUUUCCUGAUACAGUGCUUUUUCCUAUUCAUGGGAAUCAUGAGUUUAACCCAAGUAACCUUCAGAAUAUGAGUUUAUCCGGAUCAGAUCCUAUCAUUGAGACUCUAGCAGACUCAUGGGAGUCUUGGAUGAUUCCAAAGGUUCAAGAAGAAUUUAAGAACCAGUCCUUCUACAGCUACAGAGCUGAUGAACAUCCCAUGGCUGAUGAAGAGUUUAAAAGGAAAAUGAAUAAAACAAGAAUUAUUGCAUGGAAUGCUGAGAACUGUUACCUAUUCAACUUUUAUCUUCUUGAUGAAGAUGACGACCCUGGUCAUGAAAUUGAGUGGCUUGAAAAGACUCUUCAUCAAAUGGAGCAAAACGGAGAAGUUGCUAUAAUUAUUGGGCAUAUCUCACCAGGAAGACCAGACUGCUUAAACCCGGUUUCUUCCAGAAUUAGAGUGAUUCAUGAGCGUUAUCAACACAUAAUUAGACUCAAUAUCUAUGGUCACACCCAUCAUGAGGAAUUAGAAGUAGUCAGAAGUUAUAAAGACAGCAUCCCGAUCGGUGUAAACUUUGUAAGCCCAUCGUUUUCUACAUUUAAAGGGAACAACCCUGCCUUCAGAGUAUUUGAAAUCGAUGUUAAGACUAAGCUUCCUGUAAAAAUAGACACGUAUGCAUUUGACCUGGAAAAAGCCAACAAGAAUGAUAAGUACGCUAAGUUUGAGAAGAUUCAUGAAAUGACAGAGGAAUACGGGCUCAGAGAUCUUAGGCCAAGCGAGUUUUUAAAACUAGCUACAAAGCUAGGAACCUCAGAAGAACUAGCUAUUAAAUACCUUAAAAACUUCAGUGCUCAGGGAAGAGAUGCUGAUGAGAUUACUUCAUGAAAUGAAUCUUGAAGACGAAUUCUUUCUUGUGAUACAAGCUAUUCUACAUUUUUAGAGUCAGUAGAUUGCUAUGGUCCUUACGAUGUUGACCUUAAGAGUACCGUAUCCUAUCUCUCUGAAGUCAUUUAUGGAGAAUGGGUGUCUAAGUCUAAUAAUUAAUCUAACUCAAUAAUCACCUCA